Ilyonectria robusta is the source of this 848-nucleotide messenger RNA. RefSeq lists its product as uncharacterized. The record is from RefSeq and is a predicted model, not a curated record. Lineage: Eukaryota; Fungi; Ascomycota; Sordariomycetes; Hypocreales; Nectriaceae. Bases 212 to 718 code for a protein of 168 amino acids. The transcript has a single exon.
UGUCGGUAUGCAAAGCACAAUUGCCAUUCUUACACCUCAUUCAUCUUUCUGUAUGUCAGAGCGCCAUCACAAGUGUUCUACGUUUUUCAUCAUCCAAGUUGAUAAAUGACAAGCAAAACGAUUCUUCUUCUCACCAAUGCCGAGCACGGGCCAAGUGAACCUCUUACCAACCGCUGGUCAUGGCCCCCUGGUCCUCGCCAACUGACGCACCAUGUCCACCCUCCAUCUUUCUAGCGCCGAGCUCCCGAUGUCACCUCAGUGCGGUGAUUAUGACAUGCCUUCACACCUAGUCUGGCGAAGAAACAUGCGGCCGUCCGCCGCCAGCACAUUGCGUGUUGAGGCGUCUGUGAAGAUGGACGUACAGCUGUGUCAUUUGAAGUCGAAGCGGCACAUUCCGCCUCGUGCAUGUACGAGUUUAUGGACGGCUGCAGAGCGGGGUGGGCGUGAUGGAGGAGGUGAUGUAGAGACGAACGAACCGGAAGUGAUGGUGGUCGAGAUCGAGAUAGACUCGCCGAUCCGCAGGGAUACAGGGGUGAGAGAAGGGAUCCUGAGGGCACCCUGGCAUGCAUCAUUUGGCACCGCUGCCGGCCCAUGGAAUGGAAUUUAUUUCGCCCUGGGGUACAAGCCCCAUAGAAACCCUUCCUCGCUGCGUCUGGACGGGCACGGCAACGCGGUCGAAAGAAAACUCCGCCGGUCUCCUCACCAGUGUGAUUUCUAAACCCACAAAAAUGGCCAAUUUCAUGCCAAUCAAUGAAAAAAAAGGCCAAGUAUCAGUAAAUAUAAACUCAGCUAUAUUUUGAAUAUUCUUUUGUCCUUUAUGGGGGAAGACUCAUAGAAUAUUUCCUCUA